AUGGCGAGCAAGAACUCACGACACACGCCAUCACCGUCGCCCUCGUCUCCACCCCCCAACCAUGCACCAUCGAAGCUGCCCAAGUUUCUCCAGAAGCAGAACCGCGAUCGCUCAAAGUCAGUCACAGAUCCCGGGCAGAGCACGACGAGUCUUGGGAGCGGAAGCUCCGCAUCGGAGCCAACAUCAUCCAAGGCGAAGAAGGGCAGCAAGUUCCUCUCGAUAAGCAAGGACAAGGACAGGAAGUCGACCGACGGGUCCCUUCAGGAGACAGACGAGCCGCCGGUCAUCGUCGAGCCUAUCAGUAUACCCCGCCCACGGACACGUUCCGAGCGACCUGCCGCUCCGAGUUCUUCCUCACAUAUACCCACACCAACCCUGUAUGCAUCUACUUCAUCCACAUCCCGCAUCGGCGACCUCCCAACACGCCUGUCCGGCUGGUUCACACAUACAUUUUCUACUUCAUCCACGGACCUUUCUCUGCCUACUCUCCUCGCCCAACACUCAACCCCUCCAAGUAGUGCAACAAUGUCAAGCCCAAAAGGGAAGAGCAAUGCACUGCUGACGGCUGCGAAGCAUGGCAAGGGUCACCUCGACAAGGCAGUGCGGUAUCUCCUCGAUAGCGAUGCCGUGCCAGACAAGUGCACCGACCCAAUAUGGUUGCUUGGCGUCCAGCAUCCAGGCUACGAAGAGGGGGCAAGCUCGACUGUUCAUGGUGGCCGGCGGACCUCGAUAAGCCCGCACGCCUCAUCAUCGCCGCCUUCAUUUCGCUCGUCGACGUCAUCUGUAUUAUCUACGGCAACAACAGAUUCGGCAGUGUCGCUAUCACAAUCAACGUCCACGGCGAGACACUCUUCAAGCAAGGAAUCCAGAGACCCUUCAGCAAACUGGCCUCCUGCCUUUUACCUCGAUUUUACUUCGCGCAUCUGGUUAACGUACAGAUCGCACUUCGGGUCGCCCAUCAAGGACUCCCGGUUAGGUGACCUCGAAGUACCGUGUCUCCUACCUGAUCCCUCAACUACUUGGGACCCAUCGUUGUCUACGUCGGCUAAAGGAGGCACGCCGGGUAGCCCGACUGGCACACCAGUAACUACGCUUCUCAAGAGACCGUGGGGCUGGGGCGGCGAGAAGACGUGGAGCAGCGACUCUGGAUGGGGUUGUAUGCUUAGGACGGGCCAGAGCUUGCUUGCGAAUGCACUCAUUAGUGUGAAGCUUGGUCGAGAUUGGCGAUGUCCACCACACCCGAUUGUGACCGCGGACUAUGCUACAUAUGUGCAAAUCCUAACGUGGUUCUUGGAUACACCUAAUCCUGAGGCGCCAUUUAGCGUUCAUAGGAUGGCACUUGCUGGCAAGGAACUAGGUACAGAUGUUGGGCAAUGGUUUGGACCCAGUGUCGCCGCUGGCGCUAUUAGAACCCUCGUCAACAGCUUCCCGGAUUGCGGCUUAGCAGUCUCCGUUGCCAUCGACAGCACGCUCUACCGUACGGAAGUUUACGCUGCCUCCCAUGGCGAAGCCAGCACGAGCCGGUCGCCGAGAAGACGGCAUACAACGACCUGGGGCGAUCGCCCCGUCCUUCUGUUGCUCGGCAUUAGGUUGGGCAUCGAAGGAGUUAAUCCGAUUUAUUAUGAGACCAUUAAGCAAUUGUAUACAUUCCCGCAAUCUGUAGGCAUCGCUGGCGGUAGGCCAAGCUCUUCCUACUACUUUGUCGGGUCGCAGGCAGACAAUUUGUUCUACCUCGAUCCGCACAAUACCCGGUCUGCGAUUCCUCUACGGCCGCCCCCGCCACAGGCGAUCAUCGCCGUGCAAUUAAUGAGAGAACGGAUGGCUUUGGCGGGCAUGGGUGAUGAGAGUUUCGCAGAAGUUGAUUCGAGCUCGGACCUCGACCGAGAAGGAGAGAAGGAGGGGAAAGAGAAGAGGAGAAAGGCGGCGUCAACGAACAAUGUUUCAAACACCAGCUCGACGAUCCUCGGUGCCAGCAAUAGCACUACCUAUCGAACGGCGACACACCAACGUACACGGACACCAGCAUCACCCUCCUCAGUUCGGACAGGCUCCUCUAAUUUCUCAUAUCACGCCCCUGUCUCACCCUCGCCUCUUCAACAUCAAUUCUCCAACUCAAGUGCCGACUCGAGUGGCAAUGCAUCGUUCGAUCAGUCGUACGAGUACGACUAUUCUGUGGAGGAGUACCCUAGCUUAGGACCUUCCGCCAAGCAUUCGCACUCUAGGUCGCCGCCACCUUCAUACCCAGGACCGGGCGGCCACGGAAGAUGGCGGUCCUCCUCAGCAAGCCAGACACCUGGGAUGUCGCCGUCGAACUCAGACAUGGACCAUCGCGAGCUGGGCAUGUUUGGCGGAUCUGGAUCGAGAGGCAGCACGAACAACAGCUUCAGCGCAAGCAACAGCAACUCUACCAACAACAGCUUCAGCGGAAGCGCUCGUACAGGCGAAAGUGGCAGUGGUCUAGAUCCGGUACAGAUGCACUAUUGCACAGCGUACAGCGCUGCCGAGCUCAAGACGUUCCACUGCGAGAGAGUUCGGAAGAUGCCACUGAGCGGCCUUGAUCCCAGUAUGCUGAUUGGGUUCUUGUGUCGUGACGAGGCGGAUUGGUGGGAUUUCAAGAGAAGAGUCGGAGAGCUUCCGCGUACGAUAUUCUCCGUACAGGAGGAGCCGCCAACGUGGCCCUCUGACUCGGACGACAACAUGGGUUUAGAGUCAAUCUCGGAGCCAGACGACAUUGACCUUGACGAGGAUGGUGUUGAGGUUGAUGGUCGAGGCGAAGGCGACGAUUCAGAUAACGAAGACAACGAAGAUGAUGGCGAUGGCGACAACGAGCAAUUUUUCGAUACCCAGUCGAGCGGCGCAGGCAGUGGCCAAGAGCGCAGCGAGCGAGGAAGGAGUGACGUGGACACGGAGGAGGAUCCGGUGGACCCGGUUACUCCUGGCCCGGGUUCGAGGUUUGAUGUACCCCCUCCACCAAUAAACGUAGGCAGAAAGGGUCAAGACGAGGACGAAGAGGACAAGGCAAUCGAGUUUAAACCAGAAGAUGGAGAAGGUUUUGAAGAUGAAGGUGACGAUAUCGAGGACGACUGGGUUGAUCCAUCGUUACCGACGCCGACGUUGUCCGGACCUUCAAGUUCGUUGAAAGAUCAUCAGCCGCUGCCACCACAGCCAACCCCAGUGGAUACGAAGGAGCCAUCCCCAUCCCCAUCCCCUCCAUCCUCUUCCAGCGUUCCGACACUCGCCAAGGGCAAAUCGUCCUCGUCGUCUAAACAUGUAUCAAAUUCAGGAAGUGUGAAGAGAUCGAAGAAGAUGCACAAACAGAUUCCUGUUCCUGUUCCUGCUGUUCGCCUUCCUUCACACUACCAGCAGCAACAACAAGAACACUAUCCCUUCCCGAUCACCCCUGCAGACGACGGGACGGUUUCACCUCAUGGAGAGAAGGAUCGGUCGAGGAGCUCGUCUGCGAAGGGUGGUGUCAGUGUAGGAGGCAAGAGAAUGCACACAGCGCGGGCUCGUGAUGGCGGACGGACACAAAGCGGCGGGGUCAAGGGCAUCUUGACCAAUGAUUAA
This is a messenger RNA of Cyclocybe aegerita, 3567 nucleotides long. The record is from the annotation of a GenBank genome assembly. NCBI's taxonomy places the organism in Eukaryota, Fungi, Basidiomycota, Agaricomycetes, Agaricales, Hemipholiotaceae.